This is a messenger RNA of Dermacentor silvarum, 2886 nucleotides long. RefSeq lists its product as uncharacterized. NCBI's taxonomy places the organism in Eukaryota, Metazoa, Arthropoda, Arachnida, Ixodida, Ixodidae. The record is from RefSeq and is a predicted model, not a curated record. The coding region runs from base 364 to 2886 and encodes 840 amino acids. The transcript has 2 exons.
UGUGUCAAGGCGAUAAAAUAUCCUCCGACAUGCCCCCCUCACUCUAGGUUUCAACCUUGCGUCUCUAGCUGCUCAGCGAGGUGCGGCAUCAACAAGCCCAAGACAUGCGUCACCAGUUGCCACAGGGGCGCUUGUGUUUGUGACGAGGGCUUUGCCGAAAUAUGGGGAUAUGACGGGAGGAGUUGCGUGCCCCAAGAUAAGUGUGAAUGGCACCUCCGCCGUUUAUUCGCCGGUAAUGGCACAUUUUUGAACGGUGCUGGGGUCGGCUUGCAUGGAAGUGCGAUCCGACCAGGUGGCCUGGUAAUAGGCCCAGGGGGUGUGUUUGCACCUGGUGCGAUAGGGCUUCUUCCGGCGGUGUCAGGGAUGGUCGCCGCAGGCGCUUCCUUAAUUGGUACCAGUAGAGGUGGUGGUGCAAGUGUCGGUGUGCGAGGAGCAGGUCCCUCCAUUUCACUCACUGGAGGAUCAGGCGCGAGCGGCGCUGGAAGUGGUAUGGUGGGUUUGGGCACACAUGGUGUGGGAAUGAACCUGCCUGCUUCUGCAGUAACACCUACAGCAGGUACAUUUUCCCGUGGUAGUUCUGGAAAUGGCGCCACUGGAUUAGGCGUGGGUUCAAUGAGUGGAGGUGGGGCUUUUGGCGCCUCCGGUGUCAAUGCUAACACGGGAAGCGCAUCGUUAAGUGGUGGUGCGGGAGUUACCGGGUCUAGCGCCGGCGUUAACCACGGAAGUCCAUUGUUAGCUGGCAGUGCGGGAAUUCGUGGGUCCAGUGUCAGUUUUAACACGGCAGGUGCAUCCUUAACUGAGGGUGCCAGAAUUGCUGUGUCUGCUGGGAGCGGUAACCCAGGUGGCGCAUCAAUAAUGGGUGGUGAGGGAGGUAGUGGUACCAUUGUCGCUGUAAAUGGCGCAGCCAUUCCUUCUCUCCCGGUGGGACCAGGUGGCGGCAGUUUCGGAAGCAGCGCUGCGGGUAUACACACAAGUGGUGUCGGAUUGCACAUCCACCCAACUGCAGUAACCUCCACUGUGAGUACGCCCUCCACUAAUUCCGCGAGAUUUGGCUCUGACAGAGUCGGAGGGAACUCGAUGGGUACAUCCUUUGGCAGCGUAGUAGGGUUCGGCAAUGUCGGUGGUGGUUUAUCUACAGGGGGCACACAUUCAACUAGUGGUUCAGCACCUGGCACGGAAUCUGGCACAGGCGGCGCUGGAGUCCAUGCUCCAGGUGUUACCAGUGGGGGCCCGUUAGGCACAACGUCAUCAGAAGCGGCCCACUCGUCUAACAUUGAAAGAAAUGGCGAAGGCAGCAUAAAUGGCUCAGCGAUUUCACAUUCAGGUGGCAGUACAGAAUCUCGCGGAGUUACUGGUGCCAUAAAUAUAGGAGGUGGGCACUCCAGUUUUUCAACUUCUUCAGGCGCGCGUACUGACGUAGGAGCUUCAGUCGCCGGCAGUAGUGUAGGGAGUGUUUCCGGGAGUCAUACAGCCGUGAGAGAAGGGAUGGUACGAUCUGGUGGCGAAGGAUAUGGCGGGGAACACAACGGUGAAAACCUAAAUCAUUUAAAUCGUUCGCAUACCUCGGGAACUGGUGGAGCCGAUGCCAGUCUACAUGGAACAGGUUCCAGCUCUACGAGUACCACUCUAUCCACGACUGGUGUCACAACUGCUACAGAAAGUGGACGCACAAGUGGUACGACCGGGCAUGUUUCAAGCGGUAGCGGAACAUUAGAAGGGUCAGCUAUAUCUAGUACAGGUUUACAUGAAGGAGUAGCUUCUGGACUAACCACUGAUGUUUCAUCUGUAAGUGGCAGCGCAACUUCUAGCGGGGCCCCUCUUACUAUAAGAACAGAACAUACAGACACAAGGGUUUCUACGGGUUCGGGAUUCAUAGGGGUAUCAACGGGCACAGGAAAUGCACUUUCUUCUGUAUCUGAAGCAAUCGGUGGUGGUGCUUCCCGAAUGAAUUCCGCGAUUACGUCUUCACAUGGCACUAGAAGACACGAUGGGGCUGGUACCGGAAUAACCGGAGGGAGUACAUCGUUAGGUGGUACCAGAAGUAUCGGGGGGAUUAGUGUUAGCGGUGGCGGGGUCGGAACAGGCCCAAUGGGUAUACGCUCACCCGCAGUCGCAGUACCAGUGGGUGUUGCUUUCGUAUUAUCGCCAGGAAAUGCGACCGCAUCUGGUGCCGUAGGAAAUGGUGGGAUUGCUGGGAGUGGCGCCACUGUCGGAUUAGUCCCAGUGAGUGCACAUUUAAGUGGAAUUACAGUACCUGACGGCACUCAUUUUAGAUUGCACCCGGGAACCACUGGUACAGUUGGUGCCACCGAGAAUGGAAGGGUCACUGGGAGUGGACCUCCUCUCCGUGUAGGAUCCGCGACUAUAAUCCUGCCUGCUGGAGCAGCAUCAGGUGGCGUUGGUAUUGGAUUGUCCCCAGGGGCUAUGACAACAGGGGCUGUCACAGGCCUUAACACGUUUGGUGGAAGCAGCACUUCUGCAGGUCGACUGGGUGCCCUGGCUAGUGGCGGUGUUAUCAGUGCCAGUACAAACGGAGCCAGUACAGCUUCACUUGGAGCCACAGGAGGUCGUGGCUCAGGCGUUGGGUUUGGUGCAGGGUCUGCGCACACAGGUGGUAAUGCAGGAUCUGUUGGGUCCGGCAAUGGAGCACUCACAGGCGUUUACUACCCAGCUAAUUAUCUCGUCUAUGGCGUGCCUCCUCCUGGAAUGCUUCCUAGUGGGGCACCGUCAGCUAACAGAGCAACCAAUGGCGCGGUCACUUCUAGUAGCCUCACAGAUAUCAGCACAGCGUAUCUCGGAGGUGUGGACAUUGGGGAAUCGCGAGAAAAUUCUGAAGGUCUCACGGAGAGUGGAGGUAAUCCAAAUAAUGCUCACCUCAUGCGUUAA